Oncorhynchus mykiss (rainbow trout) is the source of this 3566-nucleotide messenger RNA. RefSeq names its product thrombospondin-type laminin G domain and EAR repeats b (gene tspearb). Gene Ontology annotation, biological process: signal transduction. NCBI's taxonomy places the organism in Eukaryota, Metazoa, Chordata, Actinopteri, Salmoniformes, Salmonidae. The record is from RefSeq and is a predicted model, not a curated record.
AGCCCCCUCCAGCCACCUCACAGCCCCUUCUCUGCUGGGGAAUUCCUCUCCUCCCGACUUAGCUGCACACCUGAGAGAGAGAGAGAUGGUUCCCUCUGAAACUCAACCUCCCUUCCUAACUCUCUCUCUCUCUCUCUCUCUCUCUCUCUCUCUCUCUGUCUCUCUCUCUCUCUCUCCAGCUGCAACCCCUCCUCCCAGCAGCUGACUGUAUUCUCAUUUAAAUGUCUGUAGAGGGACACCUCUCUCCUCUCCACAGCACUCCCAGGUGAAGUCUGUCUCUGUCAUACACUCUGACAGGGCACAGAGGAUAGAACAGAGAGGAUAGAACAGAGAGGAUAGAACAGAGAGGAUAGAACAGAGAGUAUAGAACACAGAGGAUAGAACACAGAGGAUAGAACACAGAGGAGAGGACUGUUUUGUGACACCUUUUCCCCGUCAUUAUUGACUAACUAUAGACAUUUAAAAUGCUUGGAAUAUUUUACCCAGUAGGCUCAGGGAUGGCUAUUAUUUCCUGGAAAAAGAGUUUUCUCAUUUUGGAAUGACAUUUUGUUAGAUUAUGAUUUUUUUUUUAUGACAUAAAAAUCUAAUUCAACUGGAUCAACUUGGUACUGUAUAUGUGAGGACCCGAAUGGACCGGACCGGACCAUUGGUACUACAACUGAAGUAGUACUGCUGGGGUGGACUGCUGCUACUGUUGAGGACAAGGAGGCUGAGGAAGCUGCUGUAAGCCAGGGAGACUUCCUUGGACCUGUGACCUGGGGGUGAUAGGAAGCUGCCCUAAGGAAGACUUGCACCUGGGGGUGAUAGGAAGCUGCCCUAAGGAAGACUUGCACCUGGGGGUGAUAGGAAGCUGCCCUAAGGAAGACUUGGACCUGGGGGUGAUAGAAAGCUGCCCUAAGGAAGACUUGCACCUGGGGGUGAUAGGAAGCUGCCCUAAGGAAGACUUGCACCUGGGGGUGAUAGGAAGCUGCCCUAAGGAAGACUUGGACCUGGGGGUGAUAGGAAGCUGCCCUAAGGAAGACUUGCACCUGGGGGUAAUAGGAAGCUGCCCUAAGGAAGACUUGCACCUGGGGGUAAUAGGAAGCUGCCCUAAGGAAGACUUGGACCUGGGGGUGAUAGGAAGCUGCCCUAAGGAAGACUUGCACCUGGGGGUGAUAGGAAGCUACCCUAAGGAAGACUUGCACCUGGGGGUAAUAGGAAGCUGCCCUAAGGAAGACUUGCACCUGGGGGUAAUAGGAAGCUGCCCUAAGGAAGUCCUGGACUAAGGGACCUGGGGGGGACAUGAGGGUCAGUUUGGAUCAGGAUCAUCCAGGCCCCCUGUGAAUGGGGAGAGAGAGGGAGAGAGAAGGAGCCCUGAUGUCUGUACUGCUGCUUCUGGCCUGUAUGUCUCUCCUCUGCUCUGGGACGGCUGGGGGACAGGCAGCUGGAGGAUGGAGACCAUGCACAGAUCUGUUACCUUUGGACUUCCUGUCGCGGGUCUUACCACCUGGCGGGGAGCCCCCCCUGCCUGAAGUGCACAUGGUCCAGUCCAGGGGGGCCCGGGGCCUGCAGCUAGCCGGCUCUCAGGAGGCCCUCAGCUUCCCCGCUUCGCAGCUCUUCACCAACUGUGACCACUUCCCUUCUGAGUUCUCCUUCGUGGUCACGCUCAAGAUCCCACGCCUUGCCAACAAGAGGAACGAGUACAUCUUCUCGUUGGUGGAGGAGGAGUCAGACCGGCUGCUGAUUGGUCUACUUGUCUCUCAGGAGAGGCUCCACUUUUUGUUCCAGGGCCCGACAGGCAAGAAACGGAUCACGUUUAGGGCGGUGCGGCUGGCGGACAACCACUGGCACACAGUGGUGGUGGCCGUCACCGGGCGCUAUGCUACACUCAGAGUGGACUGCGGUAUGGCCCUGGAACUGGUCUAUGAGAAGCCUUUCCCCAGUGAUCUCUGCACUGCCCACUCCAGGUUCUACAUCGGCAGCAGGAGGCGGUGGAAAGGACUGUUCUCUGGUCUGCUGCGACAGCUGGUUCUGUUGCCUGGGUCAGAUGCUACCUCCCGAGUGUGUCCCUCUUCAGACCCCAGACUGGCAGUCCUCUCUGUCCCUCAGGCCCUGCUCACCAUGCCCAUCACACCCACUGGGAACGACAUAGUCCCCCUGUAUCCUUACGAGGCAGAAGUGUUCAUAACCCCGGGGACCCAGCCUCCCUGUGCCAAGGCAGAGGAGGGCCAGCUGUGGUUUAACACACUGAAGAAAGGCCUGUUCCUAUGUGAUGGACGGCUGUGGAUGCCUCUGCUGCAAGAGAAAGAGCGUCUGGACUAUGUUGAAGACUACCAAGACCUUUACACCAACUCAGAGACGUUCGACAUCGAGGUGUUCCACAUCCCCUCCCAAGGACUGUUCGCUGCCACAGCCAAUCGCGAGACCAAGCCGGGCUCUGGAAUCUACAAGUGGGUGGAUGGGAAGUUUCAAGUGUAUCAGAACAUCGUCACCUAUGAAGCACGGGCAUGGAAGUACUUCACUGUGGGCAACAAGAUGUUCCUAGCAGUGGCUAACUCCAAGGGCCAGCCCGGCGGGGAGUGGGAGGAGUCAGUGAUCUACAAGUGGAGCAGCAGGAAGUUAAUGUUUCUACCUUAUCAGACCAUAGAGACACACAGUGCUCUGGACUGGGAGGCCUUCAGCAUACAGGAACAACAUUUCCUGGCUGUGGCCAAUCACAGACGAGGUGACAACAAUCACAACAUCGACAGUGUGAUUUACCGGUGGAACCCAGGGACCAAGGUGUUUGAGGUGAAUCAGACCCUCGAGACUUCUGGGGCCUACGACUGGGAGUUCUUUUCCGUGGGCCCAUACCACUUCCUGGUGGUGGCCAACACUUUCGAUGGAAUAUCCACCAACAUCAACUCCACCAUAUACAUCUGGCUGGGAGGAAUGUUCCAGCCAUUUCAAUACAUCAAGACGGUGGGAGCGACGGACUGGGAGAUGUUCCAGGUCAAGGAUCGGUACUUCCUGGCAGUGGCUAACGGCCAGAAACUGAACGAGAGAGGCCCUAGUCACUACAACAUCAACUCAACCAUAUACGAACUGAACGUGAUCACACAGACCUUCGUUAAGUUCCAGGACAUCGUCACAAACAGUGCGGUGGACUGGGAAUUCUUCUCGGUGGGUGAAGAGAAGUUCCUUGUUGUGGCCAAUUCUCACGAUGGAUCCUCGUAUUCUUUAAACAGUGUUAUAUACAGGUGGCAGGGAUAUGAGGGAUUUGUCCCUAUCCACCGGCUCCCAACCAUCGGCUGUACGGACUGGGAAUAUUUCAACACCACAGCAGGGUCCUUUCUCGUCUAUUCUAGUGCCACCUCUCCCCUGUCUAAAGUCUUCAGACUGAAGACAUACUGAUUCCUCACUGUUCCUGACCCUCCACUGUCUGAGCCAGUUAGAGAAACAUGACGUAGUGGAAAAAUGGAAGGGGAAUGAAUUACAGCUUUUCUAGCGUUGCUGGACAGACAGGCAGGCAGGCAGACAGAAAGGCAGGCAGGCAGACAGACCAACAGAAAGGCAGGCAGGCAGACAGACCAACAGAAAGGCAGGCA